This is a messenger RNA of Aspergillus vadensis CBS 113365, 3429 nucleotides long. It is a transcript of the gene aof2, whose product is annotated as putative lysine-specific histone demethylase Aof2. Bases 1 to 3429 code for a protein of 1142 amino acids. NCBI's taxonomy places the organism in Eukaryota, Fungi, Ascomycota, Eurotiomycetes, Eurotiales, Aspergillaceae. The transcript has a single exon. The record is from RefSeq and is a predicted model, not a curated record. Gene Ontology annotation, molecular function: oxidoreductase activity; protein binding.
AUGAAACCUGCCGCAGCUGUGGGGACUCGAGGUCCAGAUGGCCAUGCCUAUGAAUGCAAUCAUUUGGAUCAAUAUCAUGUGCCCACCAAUUUUGGUACCGCUGGCAGAGCAUCUUUCCCUUUGCUGGCACCGCGCCAAGCCUUCGCUGAAACAGGUCCCUCUCAAUUUCCUGCAAAGCAGCCUGAGGGCAUAUAUCCGAGGGGUCUUCCAAAUGGAAAUGGAUUUAUACCUUCUAAUCCCACUCCUAAUGGAGGCGUGAGGGGAAGUUUUCCUGAAAUCAAUGGUGUUCUCCGGGGGUUGCAGGAUCGCGCUCAGGCAGCAGGCCAAACACCAGAGUCUCAUAUUUCUAGUACGAUCCCAGCAACUUCCAAACAUUUGGAAAAGACGCAGGCCUUACCCCCCAAUCCCAUUCAGAAGACGUCGACAUCUCCAGCUAGGACCAUCAAUAUUAUGUCUUCGUCAACAUCUUCGUCGUCCUACAAUAAAAGUGUCGACAAUGGAUCUAUUCAGGCGAAGUACCGGCCACGUUCCUCGAUACCUUCCAGGAUGCCCGCUGCAGUCUAUGCCCAACAAUGUGUGGCAGCGGCGUAUGCGUCCCGGCUUAAUCCAUACGCGCUUCACAAAAAGGAACAGGAACUCCUCCAAGACCACAUGUGUCAUCUACAUGUCACUGUCUACUUAAACAUUCGAAACGGCAUUUUGCGUUUGUGGACUCGUAACCCAAUGCUGAGUGUUUCGAAGGAGGAAGCUAUGGGUUGUGCAAAGGACUAUCGCUGGAUGAACCUGGCAUCGUUUGCUUAUGAGUUUCUCGUGCGCAAUGGAUACAUCAAUUUUGGCUGCGUAGAGAUACCAGUCGCUCCAGCACACCCAAAGAAGGGUCGACGGCGGGAUGGGCCUGUGAUUGUGGUGAUCGGGGCUGGGAUGGCCGGCCUGGGGUGUGCACGCCACUUGGAAGGCCUCUUCAACCAUUAUCAUGACCCGCUCACUUCGCCCCGUGUGAUAGUACUGGAAGGAAGACGCAGGAUUGGGGGCCGUAUCUACUCGCAUCCUUUGCGAAGCCUCCAGUCCUCUACCUUAGCUCCAGGAUUAGUUCCCAAGGCUGAAAUGGGCGCUCAGAUUAUUGUCGGCUUUGACCAUGGAAAUCCUUUGGACCAGAUUAUCCGGGGCCAGCUGGCUCUUCCCUACCAUUUAUUGCGCGACAUAUCUACAAUCUACGACAUAGAUGGCUCAGCGGUGGAUGAAGCGCGGGACGCAACAGACGAGAUGCUCUACAAUGAUAUACUGGACCGAUCCGGGAAUUAUCGCCACAAGUCCGUGAUAGUCCCGACAGCAGAAGGUGACCGGGAUCUCAUCGAUUCUGGGCGUGAUGUGUCCACUAGCGACGGCCUUACAAUAAGACAAUACGAAGAAGCCAGGGCUGCUGGCACCAUCGGGCUUCUGUUUCCUGCCAAGCGCGUCCGGCGAGGUGUCGGCCACAAAACCGCUGACAUUAAACCGGCCGGUGCCCCAUUGGCCGAUUCUGACAACAGCGAGGAAAACCCAGCUCGCCUUGCCUGCCAAACGAUGGGCUGGAGUUUAAACAAUGGGGUUGCAGUGAACCAGACCAUCAAUUUGGACAAUGUGGCUAAAGCCUCCCCUUUUCCGACAUUAGGCGCCGUGAUGGAUGAUGGUGUGCGACAGUACCAGCGCAUACUCCCAUUGACUCCGAAAGACAUGCGACUAUUGAAUUGGCAUAUGGCUAAUUUGGAGUACGCAAACGCGGCGAACAUUGGCAAGCUCAGUCUUUCCGGGUGGGAUCAGGAUAUGGGCAACGAAUUUGAAGGAGAGCACUCACAAGUGAUCGGUGGAUAUCAGCAACUGCCGUACGGGCUCUGGUCGCUGCCUACAAAACUCGACGUCCGUACCAACAAAAUUGUCAGCAAAAUAUCCUAUGGCCAUACAGAACUAGGAAAGCAGAAGACGGUGGUUCAUUGCGAGGAUGGUGAGUCUCUCGUUGCGGAUAAGGUUGUCUUUACGGGAUCUUUGGGUGUCCUGAAACAACGCUCGAUAAAAUUCUCUCCUCCGCUCCCGGAUUGGAAAACUGGUGCGAUUGACCGACUUGGCUUUGGAAUUAUGAACAAAGUGAUUUUAGUGUUUGAUCAGCCUUUCUGGGACACGGAGCGUGAUAUGUUUGGGCUUCUGCGUGAACCUAGCAGCCGAAACAGUAUGAUGCAGGAGGACUAUGCGGCGAAUCGUGGCCGGUUCUACCUAUUCUGGAACUGCAUGAAGACUACUGGUCUCCCGGUCCUUAUUGCUCUCAUGGCUGGUGACGCUGCGCAUCAAGCCGAGAACACCGCAGAUUCGGUGAUCAUCGCCGAAGUGACCAGUCAGCUGCGUAAUGUCUUCAAGCACGUGGCUGUUCCAGACCCCUUGGAGACCAUCAUAACUCGCUGGGGUACGGACAAGUUCACUAGAGGAAGCUACUCGUAUGUAGCAGCGCAGGCACUUCCGGGCGAUUAUGACCUGAUGGCCAAGCCAAUCGGCAACCUGCAUUUUGCUGGAGAAGCCACCUGCGGCACUCACCCUGCCACGGUCCAUGGGGCAUAUCUAUCCGGACUGCGGGCUGCAUCUGAGGUUUUUGAGUCCAUUCUGGGCCCCAUUGACGUGCCCAAACCGCUUGUUCCGGAGAAGGGCAAGGCUGCCGACCUUGGCCCACCCGCAGCGACGACAGGUCAGAAACGAAAAGAACCUCCCUCAACAAACAGCAAGGGACCAUCACUCGAACCCACUGAUGCAACAACGAACAAUGCAACGCCUGAGGCACUUUAUCGGGAAGCGUAUGACAAAGCCAUGUGGGCCGCCAUCUACGAGGAACUGGGGGCGCCACCCCCACGACCAGCACGCACCGCGCUUAACCCGUUCCUACUGUACCAGAAAGACUACUGGGGCAAAUGUCGCACGCAGUGUGACGAAGCCCGCCGAGCCGCAACCAACGAUCCCAACGCCAAGGCCGCGCGCGACGAGAUCCGUCAAGCGCUAGGCCUCAUGUGGCGCCAGGCCAGCGAGGAGGUGAAACGACCCUACUUGGAGCAGAUAGAGGUCAACCGACAGGCCAAUGCGAAGAUCUGGGAUACCUGGCGUCGCGACAAUGCGGAAUGGGAGAAGAAGUCGUACGAGGUCAAGGAUCGGUGGUGUGCUGCGAAUCCAUUUGCAAGCUGGGGACAGCCUGCGCCGUCGCAGGAACCAAGUACAACCAUUGCUUCAGAGUCUUUCCGUCAGUCUGCGAGUACUAAUAUGUCUGGUCCUUCGCUGAUCUCGCAUGAUGGCAAUGCUGCUGUUGCUAAGACUAAUGGGGAAGCUGCUGCGACCGGAGCAGUUCUGCUACCUAGUCAGCCAGAGGCGCCAGCUACAGCGACCACGAAUGGCGCUUCAGGAGAUAGUGCUCAAUAA